AUGGUUGUUUGUAAAUAUUUUAUUGAAGGACGUUGUAGAUUCGGUAAUUCAUGUCAGUAUGAACAUUCUGGUCAACCCUCCUCGUCCUCGUCUUCCUUUUCAUCAACUCAUCAUCAGCAACAAUCACGUAGUACUGGUCAAAACAACAUAUACUCACGAUUAGGCUUCUGUAAGGCCGAAGCAAAUUUAAGAAAAGACUUGAUUGAAGAGAGACCGAUAUAUCGAUAUUCAGUAUUUGCUCCAAUGAAAGACGAACCUAACAUGAUAGAAGGAACAGAUUUUUCACCGGAAGAAUUAAGAUUAGAAUAUUAUAACAUUAACAAUACGUAUGGAAACGACGCACAAUAUGUACGUGCCCAACAAGGUGUAAGAGAUUUAGAAGAAAGAAUGCAAAGUAAAAUUGAUUCAAUACUUAAAGAUGUUAGUGGAGUGGGGGGAUUUCAACAACAACAAAAUACACCAAGCAUUUUUGGCACAUCGUCUUCUUCUUCUCUAACUAAUAAUAUCAAUCCAUUUGGCGGCGGUGGUGGUGGUGCAAAUAUGGGCGGCUUCGGUAAUAAUGGAUUUGGUGGCGGUGGUGGCAGUAGCGGCGGCGGUAAUACAUUUGGCGCGGGAAUGGAUCUAAAUUAUGCUCUAAAUGGUAGUGGUAAUGCUUCGACGUUUUCACAACAAAAAACGACCGGGUUAUUUUCGUCGCCAUCUUCUUUGUUGUCAUCAUCGACUACUAAUUCGUUUGCACAACCACAAGGUUUUAAUCUUCAAUCAAAUACUGCUAAUAAUAACAACACAAUGAAUCCAAAUACUGACAAUAGUAAUAAUAAUAAUAAAGGAUAUGAUCUUUAUAACUUUCCAGAAAUACUUUAA
Messenger RNA from Entrophospora candida, 864 nucleotides. Lineage: Eukaryota; Fungi; Glomeromycota; Glomeromycetes; Entrophosporales; Entrophosporaceae. The record is from the annotation of a GenBank genome assembly.